UUUUUUUUGUAUGUACACACAGAAACGGAGCAGUACGCUACAUGUAUGCCGUAUUGUGUUAAAUCUCAAAUCCUAUGAUUCCAGAUGUAUCCGUCGUUUAUUAAUUUACACGAAGAUGGGAACGACCAUUUGCUCUUGGACAUGGACUCCUUGGUUCCCAGACGAAGCAGUUUCUUAGCAAGCCGCGGUUGCGAGCCCGCCAAGAAGAAAUGUUCGCUCGGUGAUGAAAGCGAGGAGAUCGACGGCACCGGAUGGUCCGACAAACCUAUCAGAAGCUGGUGUCAAGAGGAAACAAUAAAUUGGCUUAUGUCAGCGGCGUCGUAUAUAGGUCAACCUUACAGUUCUAUUCAGCACAGCCUCGCCGUGUCCGGGAAAGAGAUCGUUACUUUUACGCGGCAAGAUUUCAUCAACCACGAUCCUGUGUAUGGGAACCGAUUGUACGAUCUUCACUCGCAACGUAUAUCAAACCUUUUGCCAUCGUUCGAUACCAUUCAACCGCAAUCGGAAGACGAGUACGCACGAGUCAAUUCUAGUAAUAUAUCCGAUGCGGAAUCGGAUAAUAGCAUCGAAAUUGCAACCAAACGGUUGCCUGGCACACCCAGGGUAUUGAAGACGAAAAAAAAUCCCGCCAGUCAAGGAAAGUUGUGGGAAUUUAUUAGAGAUUUACUACGUAACAGAGAAACAUGUCCGAGUUUAAUUUGCUGGGAAGACUACUCGCAAGCUAAAUUUCGUUUCGUAAAGAGCGAUGAAGUAGCAAAACGAUGGGGUUCACGGAAAGGAAAUACAAAGAUGACUUACGAAAAGCUCAGUAGAGCUAUGAGGUACUAUUACAAAAGCCAAAUAUUUCUACCAGUACUUGGUCGAAGAUUGGUAUAUCAGUUUGGACCAAAUGCGAAAGGAUGGCAGACGGAUAAUCCAAAUUUCCGACACUGAAACAAUGUUGAAAAAGAGUUUGUAAUAUGACCGAGCAGUCGAUAAAUUGUCAAAGCAAAAAGUCAAAUCGAUUUCACAUGACAUUUCUCGACAUUAGAAAAAUAAUCAUUGUUAAUAUUCAUUCUUUAUGUGUUCGUUAAAUAUGUUAAAUAUCGUUACCACAUGUCAAUAAUCAUUUAAAUGUCGCCGUCGAAUGUAGUUAUGUUUCUUACACAGCCAAAGACAAUAAUAUAAUAAAACAGAUCUCUAAAGAAAAAGAAACGAUAUCUGAAGUGAAAAAGACAUGUAAAAUAUACAUAUGUUUUUCCUUUCUUAUGUCUUUGGUCUAUGUAUCUUUGAUACCAUUUAUAUUCAUGUAUCUUCGCGUAUUUUUCUACCUUUACAAAACCUAAUAUAAUAAUCAUGAUUAUAUGAAUUUAAAAAUGUAAUUAAAAAUUGUAUAAAGAAUAGAAAGAUGUGACUCUGAACAGACAAGUAUUUGUAAAAGCAUAGUCGUCAAGAAAUCAUUUUUUAUAAAAACAAGAAAGGAAAGUCGUACAACACUUUCUCUAAAGAAAUCAAUUCCUUUCUUUGUUGUGCCAAUUGUUGUUUGUAUAUAUUUGCUAUUUAUAGAUAUAAGAGAUGAGGCAUUUGAUCAUCAUCAUUAACAUUCUUAUGCAUUUAACAAACUUUUAAAAAUGGCUUAACGAGAAAAUAGGUAUUAUUGUCAUUUCAUUUCUACAUAUAAAAUUUAUAUUAAAUGUUACUUGUUAAAAAAACAACAGUAGUCUUAAAAUAUUAAUCAA
Molecule: messenger RNA, 1718 nt
Organism: Vollenhovia emeryi
Lineage: Eukaryota; Metazoa; Arthropoda; Insecta; Hymenoptera; Formicidae
Product: ETS homologous factor-like
Exons: 6
Coding region: 85-933 (282 amino acids)
Biological process (GO): cell differentiation; regulation of transcription by RNA polymerase II
Cellular component (GO): nucleus
Molecular function (GO): sequence-specific DNA binding; DNA-binding transcription factor activity, RNA polymerase II-specific
Source: RefSeq, a predicted model, not a curated record